Messenger RNA from Rana temporaria (common frog), 3475 nucleotides. It is a transcript of the gene TSPAN4, whose product is annotated as tetraspanin 4. Gene Ontology annotation, cellular component: membrane. The record is from RefSeq and is a predicted model, not a curated record. NCBI's taxonomy places the organism in Eukaryota, Metazoa, Chordata, Amphibia, Anura, Ranidae. The coding region runs from base 625 to 1617 and encodes 330 amino acids. The transcript has 7 exons.
CUCUCUCUCUCUCUCUCUCUCUCCUCCUCUCCUCUCUCUCCUGAGUGGACCACGCAGAAACUGCUUCUAUGCAUGCAAAACGGGGAGAGACAGAGAAAUGUCAAAAGGGAGGGGGAGAUACAAGGAAAGAGUGAAGCAUUAUCAACGACAGAUGAGAGUGGUAUGACUGAAGCUCACUGUGUAUGUGUGUGCGGGCAACAGAGGAUCAGAUAGGAGUGAACACGAGAAAGGAGCACAUUAGUCCUGCCUGCUGCAGCAGGGGAGAGGAGGGCAAUGCCACCAGCACCUUUCAGGAACCUUACUGGACAGCUGGCCAGCACACAGAAAUGCGGUGGAAGCCAGAGGGGAUGUUCUUAACUUACUGGUAUAGGGAUUUUCUCUGUUUGGGGCAGCUUCUAACAUGGCCUCUUUUGCUGAAGACUGGUGGGUAGAGUGGCACUCUGAAUCCUAACUGUCUGAAAAAGUACUCCUGUUCUGCACCUUUUUAUUUGUGACAAUGGAAGAAUUCUGUCAUUGUAUGGAUUGAAACUGAAAAUUAAGUUUAGGGGUAAACCCUUUUCUACCUGCUAUUAUUUUUAUCCCUCCCCUCCUCUGCCCCCCUUAACCUGUGAAACCACCUGCGCCAUGAGACGGUCGAGCACAGAUGAAUCUACUUACCAACGCAGUCCUUCCCUGGACAGCAAAGACUACUCUCUUCCCCAAGGUGGUGCCUUCCGGCGCUACAGCAGCCUCUACGGAGGGCAGUUUGGGGCAUCGGCUGGUGGCUCUUUUUUUGGGUUUCACACUAACCCAGGUCCCAAAGCUACAAAGUCCAAGUACACUUCCCCAAAAGGCAACAAGUACGUGGUUUUUUACCUGGAUCUCUCCUUCAUUUUCCUCCUAGAGCUGAAGAGGUGCAGGAUGGCACAAAACUGCCUGCAGUGUAUGAAAUAUCUAAUGUUCGUCUUCAACCUCCUUUUUUGGCUGGGAGGAUGUGGGAUCCUUGGAGUGGGUAUCUGGCUGGCCGUCACACAGGGGAAUUUUGCCACGCUCUCCUCUUCUUUUCCUUCGCUAUCUGCUGCCAACCUGUUGAUAGCUACGGGAACCAUCGUGAUGAUCGUGGGAUUUCUGGGCUGCAUUGGUGCUAUUAAGGAGAACAAAUACCUUCUUCUGAGUUUCUUUAUCCUGUUGCUGAUAAUCUUCUUACUGGAGCUUAUUGUGGUUAGCCUCUUCUUCAUCUACACUGACAAGAUUGACCGAUAUGCACAACAAGAUCUGAAGAAAGGCCUUCACUUGUAUGGAACAGAAGGAAACAUAGGUCUCACUAAUGCUUGGAGCAUCAUCCAAACAGAUUUUAGGUGUUGUGGGGUUGCAAACUACACUGACUGGUUUGAGGUGUACAACACCAGCCGUGUCCCAGAUUCCUGUUGCUUGGAGUUCAGUGAGAACUGUGGUCUGCACUCCCCAGGAACAUGGUGGAAAGCGCCUUGCUAUGAGACUGUCAAAAUUUGGCUUCAUGAGAAUCUUAUUGCAGUUGGGAUUUUUGGGCUUUGCACAGCUCUUGUACAGAUCCUUGGACUCACAUUUGCCAUGACAAUGUAUUGCCAGAUGGCAAAAACUGACACUUACUAUGCUUGAGACUUCUACUUACCCCCCACUUCUCCCUGACCUGGUUUCAUGGAGAUUUUUCUCCGGGAGGAAUCCAUGUGGUGUUCACAGCAGAUCUACCUUAGUUCUGUUCUUCCUCCUCUUUUGAUACCGCACACAGCCUCCAAAGUGCAAGAAGCCCCUGACACAUCACUGUGUUCUCCAGGUAUGGAGUACAGACAGCAGGUGGACAAGCUGAUACAUGGCCCUAAGAAUGGAGGCAGGACAGCGCUACUGAGACAUGAAACUUGGUCUGUGAAACCCAAGACUUUGGUGGGGGGUUAGGGUCCUCUGUUUAUGGGAUCUGGCCUAAUUAUAAAUUUGUCCAGCUCAGCUAAGAAAUAGAGUUUCUACUUUUCAUCACAUAACUUUGAAAGCACCCUUGUCCUUGGAAAUGCUACAGUAUUUCAGAAGAACUUAAUAAUACUUCUAGCUGCAUACCAUUUUGAUGACCUAUUAAAACAGGUAUCCCCUCUACAGAUCAUUACUUAUGUUUACCUGCCAGAAAGAGUAGUAUGGUGAAUAAAUAUGCAUUCAGGCACCAGAGGCUGUGACAGAGAGCAUCACUACAUUAGUAUUGUCGCUUGUGGUUUGCAUACAAAUGUCUGUGGAUUGUACAGUCCAUUCAAAUUAAAAUGUGUGCAGACCCUAAACAAAAUGUUUAGCUUUUUUAAACUGUUAAGGGAUUCCUUUUUUUCCCCCUUCAAAACUUAGCUAAUUAUCCAACAAUUUAUUUUUAUUUUUCUAGGUAAUAUUGUGUGUAAAGGUUUUCAGGUCACCUAUACGUUGCCAAAUAAUGUAUUUAAUCUGUCAUCUAUGUGCGUGUUAUGAAUUCAAUUCCUAAAAUGAUCCUGAAACCUUUUAUCCUGGAAUGUGGGCGUAUGAAAAAGUAGACUUUGUAAAUAGUAUGAAACCUUUUUUUUUGUUCUCUUAAGCCUGAUACACACUGUGUUUUUUUUUUUUUUCCAUUGGCUCUGGUCGAAGCUGCUGUACUAACGAUCCAAUAUUAGUACACCCAUCUCCCCCGCUCAGCUAUUGUGUUCUGACAGGGGGAUGCCCCCAAUGCCAGAACACUCCAAUAGCACUCCAAAUGAUCGGGAGUCGGUCGGCUGCUGAUUUUUCAGCAUGCUCGUCCCACAAAAGCCAGCCAGCUUUUAUCGGACUGGCUGCCAUUCAGAGGGGCCAAAUGAUGGCCGUUUUUUUCUGAACCAGUCGAUCUCAACGGCAUUCGAACCGUGUAUAUGGGGCUUUAUACAUUGGAAAUAUCCAUUCUAAACAAUGGAAAUGGUUCUAAUAUUGCUUGUUGGCAGAAUGAGAAACUGUCUACUACUUUUUAUUGUUAUAUCUAAUAAACUUUACAGUUUAAGAGUUAGAUAGUCAUCACAGAUUGAAGAACUAGCCAUGAUUCAUCCUGACAGGCCUGGUAAUCUGUAAAGUCCAAUUGCAAAUAUGAUCACAAAUUAUAUUAAAACAGACAAAAAAGGAGGAUAAUAGCGGUAAUAAAUAUUUUUUACAAAGUCAACUUUUUUUACGCAACAGUUUUACAUUUGCCAGAGUGAUGAAAACCAUAUUUCUCUUUUGCACCUGCAGAUCAUUUGUUUAUUGAUGCUGUGGCAUAAUACAUACACAUUAACGGGACUGUAUAGAAAGGAUAACUAUACACUGCAGUAUUAUAUUUUUUCGUUUAUAUAUCUGUGUAUAGCAAUUAGUCUUUAUUUUCUGACCCUUAUUUAAUUAUUUCUCAAGUUAAAAUAAACCUAUUCAUAAUUGAAAAGCACUACGGGCCAGAUUCACAGCGGAGAUACGACGGAGUAUCUCAGAUACUCCGUCGUAUCUCUCAGAGUAUCUA